UCAAGAACCACAACACAGCUACUGUUUAAAACACCUCGGUAGCUUGCUAGCCAACAUGCAACCGAAACAUUGAAGCUCUUUAGACCACUUUUGUGAAUAUUAAUCUCGUUGUUUUAAAAACAGUUCUGUUGAGGUAUCUACUGGUUAACUUUAACGUAAUGUACUUGUUACAUUUGCACACUUGUUCUGAGCCUAGCACUCGGCUAGUCGCUAAUGCUAACUAGCUAGCUAACAUCCACAACCAUGAGCUCUUUAAGCUACUCGCCCCCAGCUAAAGAAGAGGCGAUAUGUUGGACGGAGAAAGAAUCUCUCGGCCUGAACGUUGUCAUAAAAGAAGAAGAGGAAGAUAUCUCAUUGAAAGUAGAGGAAGAAGCUUUCAGAAUUAAAAAGGAGGAAGAGGAGUCUAUCAGCAUCGCAUUGAAAGAGGAAGAUGUUGUAGUGAAAGAAGAGAAAGAACCAUUUGGAGUGGAAGAGGAGGCUCUUAUAUUAAAAGAGGAGUAUGAUGUUACAGUGAAGGAAGAGAAAGAACCCAUUAGAGUGAAGGUGGAAGAAGAGGAGGGGAUAGAGGCUGUCACAGUGGAAGAGGAGGAGGUAGAAGCUUCGAUAAUGAAAAAGGAGGAAGAGGCUAUCACAUUAAAAGAAGAGGAUAUUGUAAUGAAAUUAGAGAAAGAACCUUUUAGAGUGAAAGAGGAGGCUAUCUCAGUAAAAGAGGAGGAAGACAUUUUGGGAGUGAAAGAAGAGGAGGAAGGAGAGGAAGAGGAGACUGAAGAUCGGAUUAGCACCAGAGCGAGACCAGACUCCCACUCGGACAGAGGAAAGAGUACUUCAGGGCAACCAGACCCAAAGAUGGCCAAACCAGCGAGACCACACCACUGCUCCCAUUGUGGAAAGAGUUUUAUUAAUUUAAGGAGUCUAAAAGUUCAUCAAAGAGUACAUACAGGAGAAAAGCCUUACCACUGCUCACAGUGCGGAAAGAGUUUUACUCAGUUAGGGAAUCUGAAAAUGCAUGAGCGAAUACACACAGGAGAGAAGCCUUUCCACUGCUCCCUGUGUGGAAAGAGUUUUACCCAGUUAGCUGCCCUGAAAAUACAUGAGAGGACGCACACAGGAGCGAAGCAUUUUCACUGCACCCUGUGUGGAAAGAGUUUUACCCGGAUAGGGUCCCUGAAAACGCAUGAGCGAAUACACACAGGAGAGAAGCCUUUCCACUGCUCCCUGUGUGGAAAGCAUUUUACCCAGUUAGGGGCCCUGAAAACACAUGAGAGAACACACACUGGAGAGAAGAAUUUUCACUGCUCCUUGUGUAGAAAGAGUUUUACCCAGUUAGGGGCCCUGAGAAAACACGAGAGGACGCAUACAAGAGAGAAUCAUUUCCACUGCUCCCUGUGCGGAAAGACUUUUACCCAGUUAGGGUCCAUGAAAACGCAUGAGAUGACACACACUGGAGAGAAGCCAUAUCGCUGCUCCCAGUGUCAAAAUACCUUUUCCGUAUUAAGGGACCUGAAAUCACAUGAAAGAACCCACUUAGUAGAGAGGCAGAGGCCGUUCCAAUGCUCUCAGUGUGGAAAGAGAUUCAUCCAGUCAUCACAUCUGAAAGAUCACAUGACAACACACACAGGAGAAAAACCGUUCCAAUGCUCUCAGUGUGGAAAGGGUUUUACCAGGUUAAGCACACUAAAAACACACAAGAGUACACACAGGAGAUCAGCAUUUCCAAUGCUCCCAGUGUGAAAAGAAACGGUUAGAAAAUGCAUCCAUUAACAACAAUUGAUGGAUUUAUUAGGGGGAAAAGAUGCACCGAGUACGAGUACAACCCAGGGGGUAACGCGUUAAAGUGAAAAUCACUUGUUUCCAACGUGGUCCUCGAUGGAAUAAACUCAAUACAGACAAGACACAAGAUAAAUAUAUCUUCCUCCCAGUGUGGAAAGGUAUUUAUACAUAGUUAGGGAACCUGAAAGACCACGACGGAACACACACCGGGAAGAUACCGUACCACUGCUCCCAGUGUGGAAAGAGAUUUUUCACAUCUCAUAACACACAGUGCUCCCACACUGAGAAUGUGUGUUCCUGGGUUGGAUCGGUCAUGAACAUCUGGGAAAAGUCAUGAAUUUUUUGUUGUUGUGUUUUCAAAAAGUCAAUGGUACUUACUUUAACUUCUGUUAGCCAUUUAUUUAGGCAUAGUUUGUAAAUAUUUUAUUGAUCACAUACAAAUCACCAUAUCAACCAGGAUCAGAAUGCUUUAAUGCUGUGUGACCGCAUCACCUGCACGUACUCUGUGGAGUGGGCCUCAAGGGGAGAGAGACAGUAGCACUGUGGAGUGGGCCUCAAGUGCUGUUAGCAUUUAUUCAUGCUAGUUAACUGUUUAGCUGUUAGCAUUUAUUCAUGCUAGUUAACUGUUUAGCUGUUAGCAUUUAUUCAUGCUAGUUAACU
Oncorhynchus tshawytscha (Chinook salmon) is the source of this 2430-nucleotide messenger RNA. RefSeq names its product zinc finger protein 568-like. The coding region runs from base 244 to 1731 and encodes 495 amino acids. Gene Ontology annotation, molecular function: RNA polymerase II cis-regulatory region sequence-specific DNA binding; DNA-binding transcription factor activity, RNA polymerase II-specific. The transcript has 2 exons. The record is from RefSeq and is a predicted model, not a curated record. Lineage: Eukaryota; Metazoa; Chordata; Actinopteri; Salmoniformes; Salmonidae. Gene Ontology annotation, biological process: regulation of transcription by RNA polymerase II.